UUAUUAAGGUUAUUUUAUUCCAUAUAUGUUUAUUCUCUAUAUAUUUCCUAUAUGUUGGUAUAAAUAUAAAUGGUUCAGGGAAAAAAAUUAGAGAUUGGGAGAGGGUAUUGUAGAAAAAGGAAGGAAGACAAAAAGAAAGCAGAUGAGAUAUAGUGUAGUAAGAAGAGGUGGCAGGGCAGCAAAUUGAGCAGAGGAGAGAAGACAGUGGUUUGCUUAGGAAACGAGUGUAGUGACCAACCUGUUGUAAUACUGGAGUUCAGAGAAGACUGCUUGUACGAAUCUGAUUUGAAGGAUUGUAGUAGGAUGGUAGGGCCACAUAUUGAAAGUAAGAGGUUAUAGAAAAUCUAUGAAAUUCUAAAUUCAGCAUUUUUUUUUUCCAACUGAAGAAAAACCAAAACCAGAACUGUGAGACUUUGUUAUUUUAUGAUUGUAAAACACUGAACUGUGGGUUUGGGAGAUUGCUGAUUGAAAGAAAUUAAAGUGGAAUAUAAAUAGUUUCUGGAAAGGACACUGACAACUUCACAGCAAAAUGAAGUUCUUUCUGUUGCUUUUAACCAUUGGGUUCUGCUGGGCUCAGUAUUCCCCAAAUACACAACAAGGACGGACAUCUAUCGUUCAUCUGUUUGAAUGGCGAUGGGCGGAUAUUGCUCUUGAAUGUGAGCGAUAUUUAGCUCCCAAGGGAUUUGGAGGGGUUCAGGUCUCUCCACCAAAUGAAAAUGUUGCAAUUCACAACCCUUCAAGACCUUGGUGGGAAAGAUACCAACCAGUUAGCUAUAAAUUAUGCACAAGAUCUGGAAAUGAAGAUGAAUUUAGAAACAUGGUGACUAGAUGUAACAAUGUUGGGGUUCGUAUUUAUGUGGAUGCUGUAAUUAAUCAUAUGUGUGGUAAUGCUGUGAGUGCAGGAACAAGCAGUACUUGUGGAAGUUAUUUCAACCCUGGAAGUAGGGACUUUCCAGCAGUCCCGUAUUCUGGAUGGGAUUUUAAUGAUGGUAAAUGUAAAACUUCAAGUGGAGAUAUCGAGAACUAUAAUGAUGCUACUCAGGUCAGAGAUUGUCGUCUGACUGGUCUUCUUGAUCUUGCGCUGGAGAAGGAUUAUGUGCGUUCCAAGAUUGCCGAAUAUAUGAACAAUCUCAUUGACAUGGGAGUUGCAGGGUUCAGACUUGAUGCUUCCAAGCACAUGUGGCCUGGAGACAUAAAGGCAGUUUUGGACAAACUGCAUAAUCUCAACAGUAACUGGUUUCCUCAAGGAAGUAAACCUUUCAUUUACCAGGAGGUAAUUGAUCUGGGUGGUGAGCCAAUUAAAAGCAGUGACUACUUUGGAAAUGGCCGGGUGACAGAAUUCAAGUAUGGUGCAAAACUCGGCACAGUUAUUCGCAAGUGGAAUGGAGAGAAGAUGUCUUACUUAAAGAACUGGGGAGAAGGUUGGGGUUUCGUGCCUUCUGACAGAGCACUUGUCUUUGUGGAUAACCAUGACAAUCAACGAGGACAUGGGGCUGGAGGAGCCUCUAUUCUUACCUUCUGGGACGCCAGGCUGUAUAAAAUGGCAGUUGGAUUUAUGCUUGCUCAUCCUUAUGGAUUUACACGAGUAAUGUCAAGCUACCGUUGGCCAAGAAAUUUUCAAAAUGGAAAAGAUGUUAAUGAUUGGGUUGGGCCACCAAAUAAUAAUGGAGUAAUUAAAGAAGUUACUAUUAAUCCAGACACUACUUGUGGCAAUGACUGGGUCUGUGAACAUCGAUGGCGCCAAAUAAGGAACAUGGUUGCUUUCCGCAAUGUAGUGGAUGGUGAGCCUUUUACAAACUGGUAUGAUAAUGGGAGCAACCAAGUGGCUUUUGGAAGAGGAAACAAAGGAUUCAUUGUUUUCAACAAUGAUGACUGGUCAUUUUCUUCAACUUUGCAAACUGGUCUUCCUGCUGGCACAUACUGUGAUGUCAUUUCUGGAGAUAAAAUUGAUGGCAAUUGCACAGGCAUUAAAAUCUACGUUUCUAAUGAUGGCAAAGCUCAAUUUUCUAUUAGUAACUCUGCUGAAGAUCCAUUUAUUGCAAUUCAUGUUGAAUCUAAAUUAUAAAUUUUAAAAUUAAAUGCAUAUCCUCAAAACAAUA
This is a messenger RNA of Cercocebus atys (sooty mangabey), 2099 nucleotides long. RefSeq names its product pancreatic alpha-amylase. The transcript is spliced from 11 exons. The record is from RefSeq and is a predicted model, not a curated record. Bases 530 to 2065 code for a protein of 511 amino acids. Gene Ontology annotation, biological process: carbohydrate metabolic process. Gene Ontology annotation, molecular function: cation binding; alpha-amylase activity. Lineage: Eukaryota; Metazoa; Chordata; Mammalia; Primates; Cercopithecidae.